Molecule: messenger RNA, 3832 nt
Organism: Chlamydomonas reinhardtii
Lineage: Eukaryota; Viridiplantae; Chlorophyta; Chlorophyceae; Chlamydomonadales; Chlamydomonadaceae
Exons: 4
Coding region: 387-2945 (852 amino acids)
Biological process (GO): ceramide biosynthetic process; sphingolipid catabolic process
Cellular component (GO): cell periphery; membrane; endoplasmic reticulum
Molecular function (GO): glycerophospholipase activity
Source: RefSeq, a predicted model, not a curated record
CAGCCACAAACAUCAGCCACAAACAAUGCCUCGGAAACAACACCUCGGAAACUUCCUCCCAUCUAGUGCGCGGCCCCUACCGAACGUCGCAGCACCUAUCCUCACCAUCAGCAACGCUUCCUCACCUCCGGUUGUGUUGUUGGCGUGUUGCACCGCAUUCGGCCUGCCCGCCACAAUUGUCGUACACAUUCGGGCCCCUCUUCUGCUUUGCUUCGCCUUGUUCUUGCCCCUGCUUGUCACACUGUCGCCCGGCCAUUGUUUUGCUGCACGCCGUUGCAUUACGCUAGUGCUCGUCUACACAGCUCAUCCGUGGACGCCGGUCGACUGCCUGCAGAAUAUUAUUACAUCCACUCUCUUCCAAAUUUACACUCGUGGGAAAAAACAAAAUGCACGACCAUGUGGUAGCAAACCGAUGGGCGCAGCUUUCGCCUGAAAUUAUUAGUUGCAUCGCAAGCUUCAUUGAUCCUGCUGAAGUAGCAGGAGCUGUCAAGCUAAUCAACAAGGCCACGGCAGCAGUCCUGCGGGAGUCUCGGGAAAUUCGUCUCGGAGGUGUCGCAACAGUGUACAGGUCCGACGCGUCGACCAGCGACCCCAAUUUGAGCCUCUCUGUGGACUUAGCAGCUCAGCCCUGGCCGCGUGCCGCCUUUCUGGCGCACUGGAGCUCGCCCAGCGCUUGGCGCACGCUGAACCUGCUCCAACGGCACCGGCUGGUCAACCUUGCGGCGUCGUCGGGAGAUGCCGAGAGCCUGGAGACGGCCCUGGCGCACUGCGGCUGCUCGCUGACGAAAGGCGCCUUGACGUCUGCGGCCGCAGCCGGCUGUGUGGCAGCCUGCGAGACGCUCUGGGCACAGGGCUGCGACGGCGACCUUUCGGAGGCCCUGACAGCCUCAGCCAGCGCCGGCCAACUGCAGGCGCUGGAGUGGCUCCUACGCCACAGCCUCCAGGCUGGGAGGAACAGGCGCCGGAGGCGCCGGGCUGGGAGGCACCGGCGAUGGCGCAGGCGCUCGGCAACACCUGACUAUUUUGGCCUGGGCGUGACGGCGUGCCGCGGCGGCCACGCACACGUCUUGUCCGAGGUGGAGCGCCAAGCGGCCGCCAGCCGCAGCCCCUUCGGCCUCGAGCGUACGCGCUUCUACGACUGCUGCAGCUACGCCGCCGCCGCGGGAGGCCACACCGAGCUCAUAUCGCGCCUAACGCCGCGGCUCGAGGCGCGGCUGGUGGAGUGGAAGUGGUACCGCAAUGCGGCAGAUGAGGACGAUGGCCGUUACGUGUACGACGACAUAACGGUCGCCUUUCGGCUGCGGGAGGUGGUGAAGGCGGCGGCGCACGGCUGCUCACUGGAGGCGCUGCGGCAUUACUACCACAAAUGGAGCCGCUGGGUUUGGUAUGACGAGGACCCAGAGGAGGAUGGCGACAGGGAGGAGGAGGAGGAGGAGGAGGAGGAGGAGGAGGAGGAGGAGGAGGAGGAGGAGGAGGAGGAGGAGGAGGAGGAGGAGGAGGAGGAGGAGGAGGAGGAGGAGGAGGAGGAGGAGGAGGAGGAGGAGGAGGAGGAGGAGGAGGAGGAGGAGGAGGAGGACAGCCGCUGGGGUGGGCGUGAGCCCAGCCCGGUGGUGGGGCCUGAGCAGCGGGCGCGGGAGGUGCUGCUGCCACUGGUGGCGGCCGCUGCCGGCAGCCCCACGCCCGACGCAUUUGACAAGGUGGACUGGCUGCUGGCGGAGAUGCGGCGGCACGCAGCGGCGGCGGCGGCGGCGGCACCUGACGGCAGGGCCGGUGCUGCCCGUGCCGCCGCCGCCGCUGUUGGUGCUCACGGCGGCGCCGCCGCCGCUACCGUGCCGUCGCCCAUCGCGGCGCUGCCAGUGAGCGCCGCCGCCAAGCAGCCCGACUUCCUGCAGCGGCUGCAGCAGCUGGAGAGCCGUGGGUUCGCCGACUUUGUCGGCGCCGCAUCCUCGGCGGCGGCCGAGGGCCGCGCCGAAGCGCUGGCAUACCUGCUGCAGCGGGCGCCCGCGGUGGCGCAGGUCGGGCCAGCGCGUGACCUGCUGCUGGAGGCGGCGGGCCGGGGCGGCCACGUGGCCGUGCUGCGCGUGCUGUGCGAGCAUGGCGUGGCGGAAGACCCCGGCGAGCUGCUGGCGGAUGCGCCGGCGCUGCUGCGCCACCCCGGCUUCCUCCGCGCCGCGCCGCUAGACUGGGUGCCCGAUGUGAAGUACGCGGCGAUGUGUCAACUGGAGCAGGAGCUGGGCAGUGACGAUGCGGGGAUGGAUGAGGGGUUCCGCGAUGAGGGCCUGGCGCAGCUGUUCCAGGAUGCGGUGGUCGCAGGCGCGGGGCUGCCCGUGCUGCGCGCGCUGCAGGAGGAAGGCGUGCCGGUGGACCUGGCGGCGGUGGCGGCGGCCGGCAGCGAGGAGGCGCUGGAGUGGGCGGCGGCGGUGCUGCGGGAGCAGGAGGGCGGCACGCUGGAGCCGCUCUCGGCCGAAGAGCUAUGGCACUGCAUCUGCGGCGACUACCCCGGCCCCGGCGGUCUCAACUCCAUCAAUGGAAACUUCGCGGCUGCGGCUUGGCUGCAGGAGCACGGGCUCGCGCCGCACCUCGGCCUCGCCUUCACCAUGGCCCGAUUACAGCAGCCACAGACGGUGAGGCUGCAGCCUUCACCGCAGCCGCCACGGACCAGCCCCAGGUUCCAGCAGCUGAGGUGGGCGCUCUCGCAGCAGCCAGGGGGCUGGGGCGCGCUGGCGGUGGAAGACUGGAGGAAGGUGCUCGCGUGUGUGGAGCAGCUGGGCAAGGCGGGGGCGGCCUGGCCGCAUCAGCUGACGUGGCUGCAGCAGCGGUGGCUACAGGAGGCGCAGGCGCGGCUAGCGGAGGCGGAGGCGGCAGCGGGACGGCUGGGGCGGAGCUGGGAGGAGGCAGUGUCUAAGGCCCGGGCAGAGGUGCAGGCGGCGCGCGCUGGCAAAUGAUGAGGCGAGUCAGUACUGCAGCAAGCGGUGAGGGGAUUGUAAGGGAAGCGGAUAAGGGAUGCUGGGGAAGCGAGAUAAGGAUCACCGCACUGGUGUCCUGUAAUGUGGUGGUCCGGCGCAGGAUUGCAAUUUAUCGGCAUUGCAGGUCGAGGCGGUGUGGCGUUACUUGAGGGCUAUCAGGGCAGGGCACCCACCGCAAGGUACGCACCACAGGCGCACAUAGGGUACAGUGCGUUCGUGGCUUGUGGAGUAUUGCAUUAGUGGUUCGAAUAGAAAGGUGGGCAGGUCACCCGACACUAGGAGGCGAUAGCAAGUUUGUGUGUUAUAGCAACGAGAUGUGCAGUGCGAUAAAGGAGCUUAUGAUGUGCGUUUGUUGGAAGCGUUUUGGGUUGAGUUCGUGGAGCGCGUGGACGCGUGUGGCAGAGGGGUGGCUGGCUAUGAAGAACACCGCCAGGGCACUGCACGAUCCGGGCAUGCAAAAGUCCAUGUCUCAGUUGUACAUGUGAAGUGGAGUGCAGGGCCCUGCUCAUUGUGCCGUGUAUUGCGGCGCGAUGGCACAGUGUAAGGGUGUGCGAUGGGACAGUUAUUGACGUGCUUGAAGGAACGCAACACGCACAGUGUUGAGGCAGUUGGACCCCUGUACUGGGCACAGGGCAUUGUCCCGUAUGGUGCAGCGUAUUCCCAAGCCCCCAAAACAUUGACGUGGUGAUGUCAAGGCAUGACCGCAUCAGCGCGCGACAGGUCACGGCCUGAUGGCGUUCAGCGCGCCGCAGCCGGUUUCGUUUACUUGCCUUGGGUGCUGCGUGCACGAGUUUCAAGUUGUACGGUGGCUCGAACCGGAUGGAAGGACGACUGCCAUCCGCAUGGCUCGUAACCCCGUGAAUGGG